Hymenoscyphus albidus is the source of this 2276-nucleotide messenger RNA. NCBI's taxonomy places the organism in Eukaryota, Fungi, Ascomycota, Leotiomycetes, Helotiales, Helotiaceae. The record is from the annotation of a GenBank genome assembly.
AAUAGAAAGCAGGACGAAUCUUGUGAUUUACCAACAAGAGCUACUGGUAUUUGCAGGCGAGGGUCCAUCUAGAUUUAGGGCAGGUCAGCGGGGGUGUUCAUCGAGAUGCUAUGAGACCAUGAAACAAGACGCUAAUCAUCAGCGCUCGGGAUCUCUGAGGCACCAACUGUGUCACCUGUCUAGCACUACUACACUAGGGUCUCAGCUCAACCCCAUUCCACCACUCAAAAUUGCCAGAUUUAGGGCCAUGCUAGUAGAAAUCGAGGAGAUCCUCUGGGAUCAGACAGGUAUCAGUACCAUCUUAUGAUGCUACUGCAGCGAUUGGUGGCGUUGAGCCCCAAGUAGAGUAGGACGGCCGCCCAUACCGGAUUAACCCCACAUACACCUUAUUAUUCGACGGAUCCAGUCAAUUUCAAGCUGCUUGCGAGUUUCUGUAGCAAAAGAACCAGCGGUAAAGUGGAAUUUCGACACGGCACAAGAUAACGGACGACGAGCAGACAAUGCUCCGCGAGUUUUCCAUAGCUGUAUAUGUUCCAGGCCGACAAGGGUUGACAUAUGUCGCUUUCACGAAUCCCUCUUAACCAAGUCUUCCGGGCCAAAGCCGACAGCACGAGUUCCAGUGGUUCCCGUCCUUCCUUUGAUUUUGAGCCUCGGGACGUGACCAACAAAUCGUCCCCCACUUCCAGCAUCUCCAGCUUCGACCCUGCGGACUUUGCACCGAAGGACAUCACACCAAAGGAUAUUACACCACCGAGAGCACCAGCAAAAGACACUACAACCACAACCAUUACACCACCGAAAGCACCAUCGAAGGACAUCACACCGAAGGACAUAACACCUAAGGAUAUCACACCACCGAAAGCACCAUCGAAAGAUACUGCACCCAAGAAGGAGGUUCCAGCACCAGCACCAGCUCCAGCACCAGAGGCACCAGCACCAGCAUCCCGAACUUUCUUACCUGGCCUUUUCACCAGCAAACCAAAACCAGUCGCUAUGGCUUCCUCUACAGCUACUAAUGGCAAUGGGGCGGCCAACGGGAAUGGAGCCGUGCGAGGGAACCGCAACCCCAAAAUGCUCGAGUACGAACGACAGGCCGAAGAGCGAGCGCGAGAGCAGGAUCGCAUGGAAGAAGAACGCAACCAAAUGGCAGCCGAAGCGUCGCGCAUGCGACUAGAGCAGGAAAGAAUCGCCCAAGAACAAUACGAAAUGGACCAGUACUAUGAGGCGGAAGCCUUGAAGCAUGCAGAGGAAGUCCGCGUACAUCGGGAGGAGGUACGCAGGCACCAAGAAAGAGUAAGAGAGCACGCCAGAAAACUCCGAGAUCAUGAGGAGUCAUCGGCGGCCUUUGCUUCGUAGGUUCAAUUCCUGAAGCCUGAAGCCCUUCCUCUUCAGGUGUUGAAGUGGAUUUUGCUAACGUUUUACCCUUCAGAGUGAUAGCCAUGCCCGCCAGACAGGCCAGAAGUAGACCCCCGGUGGCAGGCGGGAAAGCGAAUGGUACUUGAAAAGCUUAUUAACAGUGUCGAUGAAUACCAGAAUCACGGGGCGCAUAACAUCUAUUCGUACCCAAUAUCGUCUUCUUUAUAAGAAUUCAUAAGCGAUAUAGAAUCACAGGUCGGACCAGCCUUGCAGCUUGCUUAUCCAAUGACCUUCGAUUUCAAUAUCAUCCGAAAGAAAACGUGUUGGGAUUGAUCUUGUGUUACCAUCUCUACCACUAAAACGUUCAGACUUGAAAUAUCCACUCGAGAUAGGAGCAGGCCAGGAUCUUAAGACCUUCGCCCAAAUCCUUGGGUACAUAGCGGCUUGAAUUUCCAAGAAUCGCACCCCGUAUUGGCAGCCAAAAGUCAAUUUCUUCAACUUGGCUUCCUCGUGGAAUUGUUGGGUCGUUGCGCAAGGACGACGCACAUUGCCUGCCCACUUUCCCGGUUCUCGGAAGCUGCAACAACAUGACUACACAUAUGGCAAUAAUUGGGACUUGAUUAGAAUAAGGUUUUUCCGACUCCUGUCCAAAUCACGACUGCCUAUGGAGGAAUACACAUGUGAAGGAGUCUCACACAUCGUGAAAUGGAGUCCUAAGGCGGAGAGGCAGGACAGUUUCUCUCUGUUCUUCAUCACCAUACUCAUUACCAACACAUAGAAUGGAGUAAUUAGAAUGCAUGGACAGGCGCAUUUGAUGGCAUGUUUGGGAGUUAUUUUGUUUCAGGGAAGAAUUGUACGAUAGGAAUCAUAAGACAACUAAUGUAGAAUAAUCGAGGAGGCGUGUUAAUAUAGUCAGUCAU